This is a messenger RNA of Aegilops tauschii subsp. strangulata, 2261 nucleotides long. NCBI's taxonomy places the organism in Eukaryota, Viridiplantae, Streptophyta, Magnoliopsida, Poales, Poaceae. The record is from RefSeq and is a predicted model, not a curated record.
CGGUAGAUAUUAUUUCAUAUGUAUAGAGGGUAUUCAUAUACUAUAAUAUGAAUCAAAUAAGAUAUGGAUCAAAGAAAAACUACUUCUUCUGGAUCCUAAAUUAAUAAAAUAAAGAAGUGAAUUUUCAAAUUUUCAAAUUUUAAAUAAGGAAUAAAUCAUGUAUACAUCUAAACAACCUUUUCUUAAAUCUAAGCAACCCUUUAGUAAAUCCAAGCAAACUUUUAAUAAAUCCAAGCAACCCUUUCGUAAAUCCAAGCAAACUUUUUGUAAAUUCAAGCAACCUUUUCGUAAAUCUAAACAACCUUUUCGUAGGCGUCCCCGGAUUGGCCCGGGAGAUCGAAUUGAUUAUAGAAACAUGAGUUUAAUUAAUAGAUUUAUUAGUGAACAAGGAAAAAUAUUAUCGAGACGAAUAAAUAGAUUAACCUUGAAACAACAACGAUUAAUUACUCUUGCUAUAAAACAGGCUCCUAUUUUAUCUUUCUUACCGUUUCGUAACUAUGAGAACGAAAAGCAAUUUCAAGCCCAGUCAAUUUCAAUAAUUACAGGUUCUAGACCCAGAAAAAAUAGACAUAUUCCUCAAUUAACGCAAAAGUACAAUUCCAAUCGAAACUUAAGAAACAACAACCAAAAUUUAAGAAACAACAACCGGAACUUAAGUUCCGAUUGUUGAUGUUUUAUUCGAAUUUGAAAGGGCCAGACCUAUAUAUAUUAUAAAGAAAGUAAUCCAGCUCGUUGAUUCCUACCACUUAAUCUUAAUUUAUUGUAUCUUCUCGAAGUUCCCUCUCCGGGAAUUCAUCUUUUAUUAUUCCAGUAUAUUACUUUAUUUAUACCUUUAAUUGAUGAUAUUUAUUUUAUUGGAAAUCGUGUAAAGAUUAUUUGGAUUUGAUACAGCUACUUGUGCAAGCAUUUUACGAUUAAGAAUCAAUUUCUUCUUGUACAGGUUGUGUAUUAAUUUACUAUAACUAUCGAAUACUUUAUAUACCCGCGUUGCUGCGUUUAUCCGAGUGAUCCACAAACGACGAAAAUCCCUCUUUUGCCUACCUCUAUCUCGAUGAGAGGAAACAAAAGCUCUUUUUACCUGUUGGGUAAUCAUUCGAUUAAGUCUUAAAUGAGCCCCUCUAAAGUUUGAGGCAAAUGAACGCAUUUUUGUUCAUCGUCUCCGGGCUAUAUAUCCUCGCGGAACUCUGGUCAUUGAAUCAAAUUAACCUUAAUGAAUAACUAAUGAUUUCUCUUCUUUUAGCCACCCUUUUUCUCAUUAAUAACAAAACUAAUUAUUCUGAUAUAUAAACUAUUAAUUCCAAUGGCUUUUGCUAUAGUAACCUUCCCAACCACGAUUUUUUAUUCCACUCCGUUCAGUUAUUUCUAUACGAAAUAACAAAUUCAUUCUAAUAAUACUAAAAAAAUAGUGGGUUCCAUCGUUUCUAUGGUUCCCUUUUAAACGGUGAGGCCCUCUCUAUACACCGGAGCCCUUUCUUUCAUCAAAAGGUAUUGCGAACUUGUAUAGUCCACAUUCUUUGGCUCUACCUAUCCAUUAUAGAGUAAAUAGCUCUUUUCACAAUAAGAGUUAUCCAUACAGUGACGGUAUUUAAUUAUGAAAGUUGGCUAAGUAGCUGACCCUGUUAGUCCGUUCUUUUAAGAUAAAGGAGCAUAAGCCUUUUUCUUUUUAUUACUAUUUCCUCCGCUUAAUGGAUAACCAUUUGCUACCAAUGGGAGAAUUGCUUCUUAUUUCCAAUUUAGAUAAUUGGAUUUGCACCAAAGGAAACCAUAAAUUCCAUAUACCAUAGAAAUCUAGGAUAGAGAAGCUAUAUCCUAUUCAUUGGUACUAAUCAUGGAUACUUCAAUUUUUUUUAUUUGUUUGAAGUCAUGAUCUGAACGAGUCGCACAUACACCCUAGCACAUGUUCCUCGACGCUGAGGGCAUCCUUUAAGCGCGGCCGUUUUUCGAACAUUUCGUAUUGGCUGUCUUGCGUUUCUAAUAAGUUGUUUAACCGUCGGCAUAUUGUAUGUAUAUAGAAAAAAAUGGAUUGGUUUAGAUCCAUCUUAACCUGAUGAUUGCUCAUCAUGAAGUCUUUCUAUUUUCUAUUAAAUCGAGGAAAACACGAAUUUAGCUGUGAAAUAACUUUACAAGAAAUCCGGACACUACCAAUCCUUAAACAUUUCUGGAAACCACACUGGAUCAGUAUCGCAGUGCUUGUCAAUCAUUUCAUCCCCUCUGCAAUAUCGACAAGUCCAUAAGCUUUGGCUUCGUCUGCUGACAUAAAA